AUGAUGCCGCUAAGUAAACAUGAGAAUGUCUUUUAUAGACUAACUCAGGAUGAUAAAAAGCUACCAUUAACAUCAUCUAGUUCAGAUCUUCAAAGUACCGUCAUGGGUGUUUCACCGUCAAUUACCUCCUAUAGGGAUGCAUCACCUGGGAUGGAUUCAACAUUUUCAGACUCUUCGGCAAUCGAGAUGAACAAUUCAAUUGUUCAUAGAUGGACGCAUAAUCAAUCAAUUAUUUGCCUGGCUUGCUCAUCAAAGUAUGGUCUUUUAUUUUGCGGUACGCAGGAUUCAUACAUUCUAAUAUUUGAUCUUUAUACGUUUCAGAAGUUGGGGCAAAUUAAGGCUCAUACAGGUUCUGUGUUAUGCUUGCAUCUAGCAAAGUGUCAGACAAUCAUGUUUAGCGGAAGUUCAGAUUCUCUGGUCAAAAUAUGGAAUAUAAAAAUUGUGCAGUCAGGUCGUGCUCAGCGCCAAGUAAUAUUAGAAUUAACUCAUACUAUAUAUUCCCCUGUCGAUAUUGGUGAUAUUUUUUCGAUUGCUUGGAUAGACUCAUCGAAGACAAUUCUCUUUGGUUCUCAAAACGCAUCCAUUUCAUUUGCACAUCUCGGUAAAACAAAACAUGAAGACAAGGCAAAUCUUUCGUCACUUCCUUCGGUUAGAUAUGAUCGCUUUUUUGAUUCAACGAGUAGUGGUAGUAAUGUCUCUGGCUCUACUACACCGAUACCGGAAAGUUCAUCAGAAGAGGGCGAUGAUAGAUGCCAAAUUCUGAUGGCGUCUAAACUGAUUGAGAUUCCAUCAACAAAUAUCAUAUCAUAUGCACAUAAUGGCUAUGUUUACGCGAUGGACACUAUAUGUGAUAUUGAUUCGCAGAAGAGCUUGCUUGGUGGAACCAUUGCUGAAGAAUUUAAUGAUAUAAUUUUGAGUGGAGGGGGGGAUGGCAUGGUUAAAAUCUGGGGUUUUAAGGAGAACAAGAUUACCCUUUUAAGAUCAUUGAAUAACAUGGAACCUGUUCUUAGUAUGCUAACGAAAGAAGAGGAGGAUUGCUGCUCCUUAUACUGUGGAUUGGCAAACGGUGUCGUCAAUCUUUGGGAUUUAUCGACAUUCCAAUUGGUGAGAUCAUUCGAGACUGUGAAAGGUGAUGUAAACUGCUUAUCUCUCUCUGACACCUUUCUUUUUGUAGGUACUCAAGAGGGUAUAUGCAAAAAGCCCGCAGUCAAUGACAAUUGUGUGCGAUGGUUGCCUACAAAUACUGCAUGCCUAGCGUUGUGUCAAUUUAAGCCGGGGGAUGUUUCGUACUUAAUUUCGGCUUCGAUGGAUAACACGGUGACACUUUGGAAUGUAAAUAUGAUUACAAAAUCUUGUACCCUUGCAAAGAGUGAUAAAAGUGAUGUUUCGACGACGGAGAUGAUUGAAGUUUUAAAAAAGAUGGUGUCUUUUCCAACUGUCUCAAAACAGCCAGAAAAAUAUAUGGAACAAUCACGAAAAUGCGCUAGUUUCAUUCGCUUACUAUUGAAGAAGCUUGGUGCUGUAUCAUCUGUAUUACUUCCGGUUCCUAAUGCAAAUCCUGUCAUUCUUGCAACAUUUAAGGCCAACGGCAGCAAGCCAUCCAACUCUAACAAAGUUCCGAGAAUUUUAUGGUAUGGCCACUAUGACGUGAUAGAGGCUGAUCAUAUUGAAUCAUGGGACUCAAAUCCAUGGGAAAUUACUCCUACAAACGGCUACCUGUAUGGUAGGGGCGUCAGUGAUAAUAAAGGUCCACUAUUAUCCGCAAUUUAUGCUGUUGCCGACCUUUACAAGUCCAAAAACUUGCAAUGCGAUGCGAUAUUCUUAAUUGAAGGAGAAGAAGAAGCAGGAUCCUAUGGCUUUCAAGACAUAGUCACGGCUAAUAAGGCCACUAUUGGUGAUAUUGAUUGGGUGAUGCUUAGUAAUUCAUAUUGGCUCGAUGAUAAUGUUCCAUGUUUAAACUAUGGUUUACGAGGUGUUGUGGCAGCGAACGUGGAAGUAUGGUCUGAUAAGCCGGAUAGACACUCGGGUGUAGAUGGUGGCGUCUCGAGAGAACCAACCAUUGAUUUGGUUAACGUGUUAUCGAAACUUACGGAUGAUUCCGGAAAGGUGAGAAUUCCAGAAUUUUACAGCACGGUGAAGGAGUUAGGAGAGGAGGAGCGUAGCUUGUAUCAGCAAAUCAUACAGAAGGUGCAAGGUGCGGAAGUUCAUGAGCUUUUGACCAAAUGGAGAAUGCCAUCAUUGACAUUGCAUAAGGUGCAUGUUUCUGGACCUGGAAAUUCCACUGUCAUCCCACAUGCUGCAACUGCUACUCUGUCCGUUAGAAUAGUUCCAACUCAGGAUAUAGAGGAGGUAAAGAAGAGUUUAGUUUCUUUCAUAUUACAAUCUUUCAAAAAUUUACAUACGGAGAAUCAUAUUAAGAUUGAGAUCACACAUGAAGCGGAACCAUGGCUUGCAGAUACAAAAAAUGCAGCAUACAAGAUUUUGUAUAAAAACCUGCAGAAAAUAUGGGGUAUCGAACCAAUAUUCAUUAGAGAGGGUGGAUCUAUUCCUUCAAUCAGAUUCCUGGAGAAGACAUUUGACUGUGAAGCGGCUCAUCUUCCAACAGGCCAAUCUUCUGAUAAUGCACAUUUGAGCAACGAGAGGUUGCGUAUAACUAAUAUGCUAAAAGCAAAGGAGAUACUAGAGGAGACAUUAAAUGAGUUACCGUGUAAAGGGUCCAAUAUUUGA
This is a messenger RNA of Brettanomyces bruxellensis, 2727 nucleotides long. RefSeq lists its product as uncharacterized. The coding region runs from base 1 to 2727 and encodes 908 amino acids. Gene Ontology annotation, biological process: glutathione catabolic process; proteolysis. The transcript has a single exon. Gene Ontology annotation, molecular function: peptidase activity; protein binding. The record is from RefSeq and is a predicted model, not a curated record. NCBI's taxonomy places the organism in Eukaryota, Fungi, Ascomycota, Pichiomycetes, Pichiales, Pichiaceae.